This is a messenger RNA of Melanotaenia boesemani (Boeseman's rainbowfish), 855 nucleotides long. RefSeq lists its product as uncharacterized. NCBI's taxonomy places the organism in Eukaryota, Metazoa, Chordata, Actinopteri, Atheriniformes, Melanotaeniidae. The transcript has 3 exons. The record is from RefSeq and is a predicted model, not a curated record. Bases 142 to 855 code for a protein of 237 amino acids. Gene Ontology annotation, molecular function: sequence-specific DNA binding.
AGUAAUCCGAGGAAACUGGCCGGAAGUAGCCGGAAGAAACCCAGCCGCCAUAACUGGAGUGUUGCGCGUAUUUUCAUCAGUUCGUGUGUGUCUUGUCCGCGGAAUUAGCCCUUUUACAUUAUACUUUCUACUUUUUUCACGAUGUCGAGUGGGAAUACAUGUUCUGUAAUCAACUGCACCAACAGUGGUGUUAAAAUCCAGAUUUGGAAGAAAAAAGAAUGCGAAAUACACAAGCCUUUGCAACACCAAGAGUGUCCCUGCCUGUUGCCUUACAGUCUGCACCGAUUUCCUGGGCGCUCAGAGGAUCGAGAAGUUCGCCAAACGUGGGUGAAAAACAUCAACAGAAAGGACUUUGUUCCAAACGAUAACAGUAGGGUAUGUGGAAUACACUUCCUUGAUGGCAGACCAACCAAAGCGCACCCCUACCCAGUAUUGCACAUGGGAUAUGAACAUAACGGGAUUGUAUCCUCUGCCCGUGCCCCACCCAAAAGGAGAUGCCUUCAGCCUCUCACAGUCAACACCUCAAAGGUCAACUGCUGUGCUACUGAACCUGCAGAUAUAGAAGUGGAUCUCAAUAAUCAGGAGAAUAUGCCUCCACAGAAGUGUGACGUUGGCGUCCAGUGGCCAGACCACACAGACCACGACUACUCUUCAAAGAAAUCUACAAAAGACAGUGCAACACAAACUGAUCCUGCACCAUCAGUCUCAGCUUAUGACCUGGAUGACAAAGACUGCAGGUUUUUCACAGGCAUAGGUAUUGCUAGUUUUUGGCAGCUUUUGUGUGCCGUCACAGCUUUUCAGCCACAGAUUAAGUCCUUCAAGUUGGCAGUGCAUGAACAAUUGUUACUUGUUUAA